AUGUCCUACAGUGCAGCCGCACGGGGAGUACCAGCCCUCGGUGGCCGGGCCGCAUCGCCCACGUUACCGUCGGUAAUGUGUCCCCAAACAGAAUUGCCAAAGAGCAGAAAACGAUUGCUUGCACCACUACCACUGCGGCACUACAGUUUAUUCCGCAAGCCGUCAAAGGAAAACCUCUGGGUCGUAGAUGAGGAUCACCUACAAGGCAGCGUGCCACCGCCUCCCCACUGUGAGCAUCAGGAAUAA
Molecule: messenger RNA, 246 nt
Organism: Mesocestoides corti
Lineage: Eukaryota; Metazoa; Platyhelminthes; Cestoda; Cyclophyllidea; Mesocestoididae
Source: the annotation of a GenBank genome assembly